AUGCCUCAAAGUAAUUGUCAGCCACUAAUUGUGUAUGAUGUAUUUGGUAGAGAGACAAGGCAGCAAAUAGAUAGUGAAGCCAAAAAAGUGGUGAAAGAAGAAAAAGAUAUAUUUAUUAUUCACAAAACAACAGCGGAAAAGGCAAUAAAAUUAAUUGAUUAUUAUAUUAGUCAGAAAAAAGCUGUAUGUGGAUAUUCAACAACGAUAGAUUUAAAUGAAAUACAAGAAGAAAUUAGAAGCAAUGAUUCUGAAGAAAGUGGCACAAUUACAAAGAGGAGUUUAGAAAACGCUAUGGCACUAGUAUUAAUAACACCAGGAAAGCAAGUUUCACUUACUGAGUUGGUCAAAAACAGAAAAUAUCCAACUAAAAUUUUCACAGCAGCCUUUGAAGAAUUAGAAAAAUUGAACAUAGGUAAAGUUAUGAAACAGAGAAAUUCAAGUGGAUCACCAUCAGUAGUUUUUCAUAAGCAUGACGUUGAUCCGACAAAUGCAGCAAAAUUAUUGGAAUUAGAGAACAAAUUAAAAUCACUUAAAGUAACAACCUAUGAGUAUUUACGAACGUUUGAAAAUUCCAAACCUGAAACUGCUGAUCAAGACGUUGAUGAAAAUAGAGAAAAUAUGGAAAUUAGCAGUCAGUCACUUUUCCAGCGCCGGCAGACUUUGUUAUUAGAAAUUGCAAAGUUUAAUCCAUCGCUGACACAUGAAGAAAAUGAAGAUUUAAGUAAAGCAUUAUUAAUGGUAGAUGAUGAACGUCACGUAUCAUCACGCAGUAUAUAUGAAGAGCUUAUAGCGGCGUUGGAACCGAAGCCCGUUCGACGAGAAACAACAGUGAGGAAGCAGCAUUCAGAAGGUUCAUGUGAAACACCGAUAAAUGAAUCCAUUGAAGAAACUCAAUCUGAAAUAGUCGAUGCAUUAAACAACGUUCAACAACGUCUUUCAUCUUUGUACAAUCACCAACAACAGCAACAUCCUUUAGCUCAAGAUACUUUCUUCAAGUCAACUGCCAGUGGCAGUGAAAAUGAAUCAGAUGAGCAAGAAGGAGAUGUACUUUUAGAUAGUGGACAUUCCAUCCCGUUUUAUAACAAUAUAAAAGAAGUGCCAUCAACGUCUACACCUACAACAACAGGCGAUACAAUUGUAGUUGAACAAAAACCGUCAACAGUAGCUGUUGAUAACGAGAAGAAAAUUAAGAGCAAACGUCAUAUUAUGAUUAGUUAUAAUCAUGCAACAUCAUCUGAGAUAUGUACAGAAAUUGCAAGCCGGCUACGGACUCUUGAUUAUAAUGUAUGGAUGGAUACUCCUGAUUUACGUGGUGAUAUUUUAGACGGUAUGGCAUGGGCCGUAGAGAAUUCAUUUGCUGUUUUGCUAUGUAUUAAUGAUGCUUAUUAUCAUAGUUAUUAUUGUAAAAAAGAAGCUGCGUAUACAGUCGAAAAACGUAUUGCAUAUGUACCGUGUAUGAUGGAAGCUGAUUAUAUAUGUGAAGGAUGGUUAGGUUUUAUCAAAGGAUCGUUAAUACAUAUUGAAUUUGCUAAAGAUCCAUUUGAAAAAGCAUUUCAGUCGUUAGUCGAUGAAAUUAAACAUAUUGAAUCAAAAUUACCAGUUACAGAUUAUGACGAUAGAAAAACCAGCCAAACGAUACAGAGUAAGUUUUGUCGACACACCCGCACAUUUCGUUUUGCUAUCAGCAUUCUUCAGCAAUCAACCAUUACAGUUACGUCUGAUCCCAUUACUACAACUAGUUUAUUCAACGCCAAUUCCACUGCUACAGUUCAACCUAAAUGUUGCUCAACUUCAAUUACGGUGUCUGACUUCGAUCAAAUCAUACGUGAUUAUAAACGUUCAAUUAAUUUGAAAGCAAAUAAGAACAUACGCAAACUGAAACGUAGUGAAUUAAGACCAUUAAUACGUAAAUUAAGACAAGAACUCUUUAGACGUCAGGAUAGUAAUUCAUCGUCGACUACUACUGCUACAGAUUCAGACAAUGAGGAGACAACAUUAGCAGCAACAGUCGAAAAUCAACUAUUAAUCCAAUCUCUAUUGAAACAUACUUUAAAUGCACAAGACACUCUCUCAUCAACAGUAUUUAAUCAGCAAGAAUUAAUCAGUAGAAUUGUUGAUAGAUUAAUAACAACAACACCACCCUCAUCACCGUCAAAAGAACUAUCUACAAGUCCGUGUCCAAGUUCAGAAACUAAUAGUACAGGUAAUCGUGCUUCAACACGUGUUUCGGUACAUGAAGAUGAUGAUAAACUUGUCGAAAGGUAG
Didymodactylos carnosus is the source of this 2265-nucleotide messenger RNA. The record is from the annotation of a GenBank genome assembly. Lineage: Eukaryota; Metazoa; Rotifera; Eurotatoria; Philodinida; Philodinidae.